AUGGCGCCGAUAGACGAAAAAUAUCAUAAGGAGCUACAGUGGCUGAGACAAAACGAAGAUGCGACGAAGGAUGAUGUAAGAAACAUCUAUGACAACUGGGCAGCCGAGUAUGACAAGACUAUGCUGCACACAAUUCCCUACACGAACUGGAGACACAUCGCACACGCAUUAGAUGUGGCAGCUUUGAAGGCCUUUCCCUCCAAAAGAAAAGACGAAGUUAAAAUAAUCGAUGUGGCAGCAGGAACUGGUUUUGCCGGUUUGGAGCUCAUUAAACUUGGCUACACCAACAUCGAUGCUCUGGAUAUGUCGCAAGAAAUGCUUAAUCAGGCAAAGAAGAAAAAUGUGUACCGGAGGUUGAUCUGCAGUUAUCUUAGUGACCAGAGGACAUUAGAGAUUGAAACGGGACAAUAUGACGCACUAACGUGUGUCAACGCCAUUGGUAACAAGCAUAUCAUACAAAAUGCUAUGACGGAAAUGUGCCGGAUUGUGUCUAAAGGCAAGCAAUAG
Molecule: messenger RNA, 507 nt
Organism: Orbicella faveolata
Lineage: Eukaryota; Metazoa; Cnidaria; Anthozoa; Scleractinia; Merulinidae
Product: methyltransferase-like protein 27
Source: RefSeq, a predicted model, not a curated record